Molecule: messenger RNA, 399 nt
Organism: Paramuricea clavata
Lineage: Eukaryota; Metazoa; Cnidaria; Anthozoa; Malacalcyonacea; Plexauridae
Source: the annotation of a GenBank genome assembly
AUAGGGCCACAACUUGCAGAAAAUAUACCACCAUCAGAUUUCGACCCCUUACAUCAUGUGAUUCCUGGAGCAAAUGCUUUCGAAUUUAAGAACAUUACGAGGGCAGAAUUGGUGAGCGUGUUAAAGAAGGUUAAAGCAUCUAAGGCACCAGGCCGCAUUGAUAAGAUUUCUAGUAAAUUACUUAAAGGAGCAGGGGACUCCAUAAUUGAAUCACUCAUGUACUUAUUUAAUCUUGUCUUGAACACUGGUAUUUUUCCAGAUGAUAUGAGACUUGCAAAAGUUACUCCUAUCUAUAAAUCUGGAGAAAGGACCAACUGUGGAUUAUAUAGACCUAUUUCUAUAAUAUCAGUUGUUGCAAAAAUCUUGGAGAAGACUAUUUAUAUAUCAUCAAAUAUUUGA